AUGCCCAACCAGUAUAAACCUCUACCUCCAGAGGACGAAUUGGAGCCUUGGAUCAAGCUAUACUAUCAUCUUGGCUUGACGGAUACACAAAUUGCUGAGCUAACAUUGGAGAAUUUUGAUCGAGAAGUAUUCGGACUAGGAACGAAAAUGGUUCAGUGCUUGCGAAAGAAAUGGGGCCUCAAAAGUACUCGGCAGCAAGCUCACACUAUCGAAACAAUUGCCGUCCACGUCGCUGAGAUCAAGCGCCAUUUUCCC
Heterobasidion irregulare TC 32-1 is the source of this 255-nucleotide messenger RNA. RefSeq lists its product as uncharacterized. The record is from RefSeq and is a predicted model, not a curated record. The transcript is spliced from 3 exons. The annotation marks the transcript as partial. Lineage: Eukaryota; Fungi; Basidiomycota; Agaricomycetes; Russulales; Bondarzewiaceae.